UUGCAGAUCGCCUGGGCUGUGACCCUCGAACACGUUUCCAAGUUCCACCCAACACCAAGCAGUGGAUUGCUCUACUACAGCGAGGAAACUGUACGUUUAGAGAGAAAAUACUGCGAGCAGCUUCACAUAAUGCCACAGCUGUGGUCAUUUACAAUAAUAUAUCCAGUGAAGAACCUGUCACCAUGACUCAUCAAGGAACUGGAGACAUUGUUGCUGUCAUGAUUACUGAAUCAAAGGUUAAGGAGAUCCUGAAUUAUUUGGAAAAGAAUAUAUCUGUCCUGAUGGCAAUAGCAGUGGGUUCCCGUGUUCCUCCAAAAAACUUCAGCAGGGGCUCCCUAGUCUUUGUGUCAAUAUCAUUCAUUGUUUUGAUGAUAAUUUCUUCAGCAUGGUUAAUAUUUUACUUCAUCCAGAAGAUCAGGUACACAAGUGCACGUGACAGGAAUCAGCGUCGUCUUGGAGAUGCUGCCAAGAAAGCCAUCGGUAAAUUGACAACCAGGACAGUAAAGAAGGGUGAUAAGGAAACAGACCCAGACUUUGAUCAUUGUGCUGUCUGCAUUGAGAGUUACAAGCAGAACGAUGUUGUUCGCAUUUUACCAUGCAAGCAUGUUUUCCACAAAGUCUGUGUCGAUCCGUGGCUUAGCGAGCACUGUACGUGUCCAAUGUGUAAACUGAACAUUUUGAAGGCACUGGGAAUUGUGCCAAACGUGCCGUGUACAGAUAACGUAGCCUUUGACAUGGAAAGGCUCACCAGAGGCCAGCCAGCCAGCCGGCGCUCGGCGCUCGGCGAUUUUGCCAACGACAGCUCUCUCAGCCUGGAGCCCCUGCGCACCUCUGGGAUGUCACAGCUUCCACAGGACGGAGAGCUAACGCCAAGGUCAGGAGAGAUCAACAUUGCUGUCACAAAAGAAUGGUUUAUUAUUGCCAGUUUUGGCCUCCUCAGUGCCCUUACACUCUGCUACAUGAUCAUCAAAGCCACAGCUAGCUUGAAUGCUAAUGAAGCAGAAUGGUAUUGAAGAAACGCUUUCCGGCCAAUUGCCUUGGAGAGAGACACCUAUUUUUAUGCAUCAUUUAUUGAUCAUGCAGCACAAGCAAUUACUUAGUCCAUUCUAUUUUUUCAUAAAAUUUGCUGAUGCCAAAGCUUUGUAUUAAGGAAAAAGUGAAGAAAUAAAACUUUAAUUAUGAAA
Messenger RNA from Eurypyga helias (sunbittern), 1184 nucleotides. It is a transcript of the gene RNF130, whose product is annotated as ring finger protein 130. NCBI's taxonomy places the organism in Eukaryota, Metazoa, Chordata, Aves, Eurypygiformes, Eurypygidae. The annotation marks the transcript as partial. The record is from RefSeq and is a predicted model, not a curated record. The transcript has 8 exons.